This is a messenger RNA of Culex pipiens pallens (northern house mosquito), 1731 nucleotides long. Its product is annotated as sialin-like. Gene Ontology annotation, biological process: monoatomic anion transport; transmembrane transport. The record is from RefSeq and is a predicted model, not a curated record. Bases 208 to 1593 code for a protein of 461 amino acids. Gene Ontology annotation, cellular component: plasma membrane. The transcript is spliced from 4 exons. Gene Ontology annotation, molecular function: transmembrane transporter activity. NCBI's taxonomy places the organism in Eukaryota, Metazoa, Arthropoda, Insecta, Diptera, Culicidae.
GUUUUUCUCGGAACGUCAAAAAGAGACGUGUGACAUGAUAGCACGACAGCGUCGAAAUGUUGAUAUAAGAUAAAAAAAAAACAGUAGUGAAUCGCACCCUGAUUGUUGAGCCACUUCCAGUUCUGAUAGUUGCUCGGUUGGAUCUCUGGCUCUGCAUUUCCUGAAGGUUUGUUUGUAAACCUAACAAAGCUUGCGAACGGAACUUGGAUGGACCUGAAAAAGCAAGAACCGCUCAGUGAUGGAAUUGCUGCGCCAAUGUGGAAGUUCUGGAAGCGACGACGCACCGUGGUAGCGAUGAUGGCCUGCCUGGGAGUACAGUUUAUGUAUUUGAACCAGCUGAGCUUCAAUGUAACGCUGGCGAGUAUAACUAAGGAACAAGGCAACGAAGAGUGGCUUAGGAUGAAAAAUUAUCUAGUCAGUUCGUAUUUGUUUGGGUACCUUUUGACGCAAAUUAUUGGAGGUGUUCUAGCUCCCAAGUUGGGUUCAACAAAAAUGAUCGCCACCAGCAUAGCUGGAAGCUCCGUUCUGACCCUGUUGACACCCCUAGCAUCUUACGGUGGAGUCGGAUGGCUCAUAGCAAUCCGGAUAUUGCAGGGAACGUUUCAGGGCGUCGUAUUCUCCUGCCUGCACGAACUAUGGACCCGCUGGGCACCUCGCAGUGAACGCGCGCAUUUGGUACUGACAGCACUCGACGGAAUCCAGAUGGGAACGGUGAAUGCGCUGUGCUUGGGUGACCUCUUGGUUGAAUUCGUGAGCUGGGAAAGUGUAUUCUAUAUAUUUGGGAUUUUUGGAUGCAUUUGGUGCUUCUUUUGGGCUAGAACAAUCAAAGAUCGUCCAGAAAAAGAUCAAUAUAUUAGUCAAGCUGAAAAGGAGUUCAUUUUGCAAAGCUUGGAUGAUGUAGAAGGUCAAUCAAAACAUCCCUGGAAAGAGAUUCUCACUUCUCCAGCCGUUUUCGCUUGUGCAGUUGCCAAUUUCUGUCAGAUCUGGGGUUCCAACACUAUUCUAGCCAAACUACCAUCGUUUUUGAAAGAGAACUUCAACUACGAGGUUGCUCCAUCGGCCUUCAUUUCAACACUUCCGUACCUGGCAACGACAAUUGCGCUGAAGAUUGCUGGUUCUCAAGCUGAUCGACUCACGGGACUGUGUACGACCACCCAAGUGCGACGGAACUUCACCUGUGCCGCGUUCAUAGCUCAGGUGAUCUUCAUGCUAGCCGGAGCGCUGGUUUUGAACGCAAUUCAGACCUCAAUCCUGAUGUCGUUGGCCGUUGCCAUGCGAGCCCUGGGUUGGGCCGGCUACAUCGUAAACCUGCUGGAUUUGUCACCGAGUAGCGCGGGAGUUAUGAUGGGGUUGGUGGGAACGGUUGGAACCAUAGCGGAUAUCACGUCACCUUUGGUCACUGGGCUUCUUACUCCAAACAGUACGGUUGAUGAAUGGAACGUGCUAUUCCUAAUUACAGCUGGAAUCUUCCUGGUUGGCUGCUUUGUAUACUGGAUAUUGGCUUCUGGAGAACUUCAACCGCGUGAGCAGGACAAACGUCAAAUCCAAGAUGCUGAAAGCUCUUCCAUCAACGAUUUUUCUACUAAUUUGUAAUCAAACAAUAAAGAAGUUUCUCAGAUGAACUCGUCACUAUCUCCUUUCACUACCCACCGGCAUGCCGGCAAUCUCCCCCAAACAUACAAUAAAUGAUAAUUCCCGUCAGCUUUCGAGUGCCCAUCUCUAAUAGCAUCA